Molecule: messenger RNA, 912 nt
Organism: Arachis stenosperma
Lineage: Eukaryota; Viridiplantae; Streptophyta; Magnoliopsida; Fabales; Fabaceae
Exons: 2
Coding region: 1-912 (303 amino acids)
Source: RefSeq, a predicted model, not a curated record
AUGGAUGGGGAGGAUAAUUUUGUGGCUCUGGUCCAUUGCUCUGGAAAAAUUCAAAAGAGCAAACGCCACGGUGUGAAAUUCACAGAUAGAGAACCAGUUAGUAUUUUUAUUCGAUCUUCAAGUACAUUGGCAGAGAUUAAGCUCAACAUACUACAGAAGCUCGGUACCUGUGGUACGAAGCAGGUUAAAAAGUUGUUUUACAAGAUUUUCAUUACUGUUGUGUCAACCGGCGUGCGGUUUGAGACCUUUGUGAUUGGGUCGGAUGUAGACCUGCAGGUCUUGUUUCACUGCAGGCGUAGUUUUCCGGAGGUGAGGAUACCUGAGAUGUUUGCGAAGUUGGAAGAUCGUGUGGAUAGCUCUGGGGCAUCAGCACCGGCGGUAGUUCUACCUCCCGAGGCAGAACGUGCUGAGGUUGAGUUUGAGGUUGGACCGGAUCGAGUUGAGAAUACGCUUUGUGAUGAUGAUUCCGAUGAGGAGCCGCUCGAUAUUGGUGGGGACAGUGAAGAUGAUAUACCAAUAGGUGCAGCCCAUGGAGGUUCUGGUUCUGCAACACAAGAGUACCCUCCGCACCUGUCGUCUUUGAACUUGGAAGCCAUCGGUCGACACCAGAAUGUUGAGGCAACAUUCGAUGGACAAGGUAUGCAUGAUGGGACAGGUUUGACUGAAUUUCAGAUUGGCCAAUCGUUCCAGAGUAAGGAGGAAGCUGUGCUGAGCGUGAAAGAUUACAGCAUUCGGCGUGGAGUUGAGUACAGGGUUAUGGAGUCAGACAGUCUAAAAUACCAAGGGAGAUGCAAGGAGUUCGGUAACGGAUGCACGUGGUUGAUCCGGAUAGUCAUGCGAAAAAGGAAGAGCACAUGGGAAGUUAGGAGGUACAAUGGACCACACACGUGUAUGGCUCAGCGGUUUAUAUAG